This is a messenger RNA of Sorex araneus (European shrew), 4849 nucleotides long. RefSeq names its product activated leukocyte cell adhesion molecule (gene ALCAM). Gene Ontology annotation, cellular component: plasma membrane. The coding region runs from base 631 to 2382 and encodes 583 amino acids. The record is from RefSeq and is a predicted model, not a curated record. Gene Ontology annotation, biological process: cell adhesion. The transcript has 16 exons. NCBI's taxonomy places the organism in Eukaryota, Metazoa, Chordata, Mammalia, Eulipotyphla, Soricidae.
AGGCAGAAACGGGAGGAAAGAGGCGGGAGGGAGGAGGAGAGAAGCCGCUUACACACGCCUUCCAGUCGCUCCACUCAGAGCAGCCGGGAGAUCGCUGCUGCCGCCGCUCCUCACACUGCCGCUGCUAUCCCUGCCACCGCUGCUGCCACCUGAGGAGACAUCCAGGACCCGCCGCCUCCCUUGCCGCCACCCCCGACGAUUCCUCUCCAGCACCAGGCUUUUGAUGCACAUUGCCGCUACUGCCAAUUAGCAUCAUUACUAUUAUUAAUUAUUAUUAUUCCAAGACCCGGAAAAAUCAUAGUGCGGACAGAAAGAACUACGUCCACCUUUGCGAAUUACUCAAGUGUCUCUUAGGAAGGAGUCUGCAGGUCCCGGGAACCGCUGCAGCCUCGGGAGCCGAGGGCGGCAGUUGCAAAGGAGGGAGUAGUUGGGGCAUCGCCUGGUGGAAAGUUGCGUGCGGCCGAGCCCCGAAGGUGCCGCUCCACAGCCUGGGGGAGCUGUGAGUCUAGGAGAAGCCUCUGCCCCCCGCGUCCGGACCCCCGGGUGUGCAGGCCGUGUGGGGCCAGGGACGACGCCCCCUCCUGCGGCGCGGACUCUGUCAGCGGCCCCCUAAGGAGGAGGAGGAGGAAUAUGGCUUCGAAGGCGGUCCCCUCCUGCCGUCUGGUCUUCUGCCUCUUGAUGUCCGCUGCUGUCCUCAGGCCAGGUCUUGGAUUGUACACUGUAAAUUCAGUAUACGGAGAUACCAUUAUCUUGCCUUGCCGACUAGAUGUACCUCAGAAUCUCAUGUUUGGCAAGUGGAAAUAUGAGAAGCCUGAUGGGUCCCCAGUAUUUAUUGCCUUCAGAUCCUCUACAAAGAAAAGUGUGCAGUACGACGAUGUGCCAGAAUACAAAGACAGAUUGAGCCUCUCAGAAAACUACACUUUAUCUAUCAGUAAUGCAAGGAUCGGUGAUGAAAAGAGAUUUGUGUGCAUGCUUGUAACUGAGGACAACGUGUUUGAGGCGCCUACAGUCGUGAAGGUGUUCAAGCAGCCAUCAAAACCUGAAAUUGUCAGCAAAGCACCAUUUCUUGAAACAGAGCAGCUUAAAAAGUUGGGCGACUGUGUUUCUGAAGACAGUUAUCCAGAUGCUAACAUCACAUGGUACAGAAAUGGAAAAGUGUUGCAACCUCUUGAUAGAGCAGUAGUCAUAAUUUUUACGAAGCAAAUGGACCCAGUAACUCAGCUGUAUACCAUGACUUCUUCGCUGGAGUAUAAAGCAACCAAGGCUGACAUACAUAUGCCAUUUACCUGCUCUGUGACAUAUUAUGGACCAUCUGGCCAGAAUACAGUUUAUUCUGAACAAGCAGUCUUUGAUAUUUACUAUCCUACAGAACAAGUGACAAUGCAAGUGCUGCCACCAAAAAAUGCCAUCAAAGAAGGGGACAACAUCACCCUUACAUGUUUGGGAAAUGGUAACCCUCCUCCUGAGGAAUUUUUGUUUUACUUGCCAGGACAGCCUGAAGGAAUAAGAAGCUCAAAUACUUACACAUUGGCAGAUGUGAGGCGCAAUGCAACGGGAGACUACAAAUGCUCUCUGAUAGACAAAAAAAACAUGAUUGCUUCAACAGCCAUCACAGUUCACUAUUUGGAUUUAUCCUUAAACCCAAGUGGGGAAGUGACAAAGCAGAUUGGUGAUACUCUGCCGGUGUCAUGCACAAUAUCUGCUAGUAGGAAUGCAACUGUGGUAUGGAUGAAAGAUAACAUCAGGCUUCGAUCUAGCCCUUCAUUCUCUAGUCUUCAUUAUCAGGAUGCUGGAAACUAUGUCUGUGAAACUGCUCUGCAGGAGGUUGAAGGACUAAAGAAAAGAGAGUCUUUGACUCUCAUUGUAGAAGGAAAACCUCAAAUCAAAAUGACAAAGAAAACUGAUCCCAGUGGACUGUCUAAAACAAUAAUCUGCCAUGUGGAAGGUUUUCCGAAGCCAGCCAUACAGUGGACCAUUACUGGCAGUGGAAGCGUCAUAAACCAAACAGAGGAAUCUCCUUAUAUCAAUGGCAGGUAUUAUAGUAAAAUUAUCAUUUCCCCUGAAGAAAAUGUUACAUUAACUUGCACAGCAGAAAACCAGCUGGAGAGAACAGUAAACUCCUUGAAUGUCUCUGCUAUAAGUAUUCCAGAACACGAUGAGGCAGACGAGAUCAGUGAUGAAAACAGAGAAAAGGUGAAUGACCAGGCAAAAUUAAUCGUGGGCAUCGUUGUCGGCCUUCUUCUUGCUGCUCUCGUUGCUGGCGUCGUCUACUGGCUGUACAUGAAGAAAUCAAAGACUGCAUCAAAACACGUGAACAAGGACCUUGGUAACAUGGAGGAAAACAAAAAGUUAGAAGAAAACAAUCACAAGACAGAAGCCUAAGAGAGAAAUUGUUCUAGUUGUUGUCCAGAGAAAAUAACUAUAUAGACCAAUUGAAGCAUGAACGUGGAUUGUAUUUAAGACAUAUACAAAGACAUUGACAGCAAUUCAUGGUUCAAGUAUUAAGCAGUUCAUUCUACCAAGCUGUCACAGGAUUUUAGAGAAUUAUCUCAAGUAAAACAAUGAAAUGAAAUUACAAACAAAAACAGGUUUUGGCAGCCAUGAUAAUAGGUCAUAUGUUGUGUUUGGUUUGAUUUUUUUUUUCUGUAAAUGUCUGCACUGAGGAUUUCUUUUCGGUUUGCCUUUUAUGUAAAUUUUUUACGUAGCUAUUUUUAUACACUGUAAGCUUUGUUCUGGGAGUUGCUGUUAAUCUGAUGUAUGAUGUAAUGUUUUUAUUUCAAUUGUUUAUAUGGAUAAUCUGGGCAGGUAUAUUUCUGAUUCUGAUUGCUAUCAGUAGUGCCCCAAACAUUCUCACAAGCACCCAGAUCCCAAAGGUGGCAGCUUGUGAAGAGGGGGGACAGACACACACAUUGCCCUGUUCAAAAACUGUUUUAUCACAAGAGAAGGAAAGUCAGAGAGUCAGACUGAGAAGGAGCAGACAAAUUGAUUCUGUGUAUGUGUCACCAAGGACUCUCAAAAGUAAGCCACACACACGUAUGGAAGCACUCAUAUAGUGACAGUACUCCCAAAUUUGAUCCUUCUGCUUAUUCUCAAGAAACCAUGACAGAAUUUCGGUAGCACUUUCCUAUAAAGACACUUGCUGGUAAAUUAAUUUAUGUCAAAAGAAUAACCAAACCAAUGUGUGAGAGACAGUUUGGAAAAAUCAUGGAGAACAUGGCCAUUUUCAUAGAUCACAAUGUCUAUCACCAUAAUUGAAAAUUGGUUUUAAAUCCUUUGGGUUAUCCACUGCCUUAAAAUUAUACCUAUUUCCUGUAAAAAAAAUUUUAAAAAGAUAUCAGUCAGAAUUGGAGAUUUUUAACAGUGGUCAUUAUCAAAGCUGUGUUAUUUUCCACAGAAUAUAGAAUAUAUAUUUUUUUCGUGUGUGUUUUUGUUAACUACGCUACAGAUAUUGAAUGCACCUUGAGAUAAUUUAGUGUUUUUAACUGGUACAUAAUUUAUCAAGCCGUACAUGAAAGUGUAAUAAUAAAAUGUCUAUGUAUCUUUAGUUAUAUUCAAAUUUGUAACUUUAUAAACAUGUUUUAUGCUUGAGGAAAUUUUUAGGGUGGUAGUAUAAAUGGAUACUUUUUGCAGUAGACUGGAUAUGGGCCAAUAGCUACUUGUGACUAGACUUUUAAACUUUGCUCUUUCAAGCAGAAGCCUGGUUUCUGGGAGAACACUGCACAGCCAUUUUUGUCCCAGGAUUUGCAUAACUUUAUAGAAAGAAAGGGAACAUCAGAUUCCAGGUAUAGAACUCUGUUCUCUAAGGAGGGAAACAGAACCUGGUGUUGGUUUUUUAGAGUGAUUAAAAAAUUAUGAAGGCAAUGAAAAAUCAAUGAACGAUUGAGGUUGAAUGAAGGUUAGGAAUGAUAUUUUGCCACUUCUGCAUUGUUUAGAAACACAUAUUAUUGUACAUUUGUAAACCAUUUACUGUCUGGGCGAUAGUGACUCAGUUUCAUAAAAGCUUCUUGUAGUACAUUGAUAUGGAUUAAAUAUAAGAAAUAUCCUAUUAGACUCGAUGCUGUAUGGAAUAUUAUGGGAAAAAAAGAAAAUGUGUUAUUUUGCCUCUAAACUUUGAUGUAUUGAAGUUUUAUUUGGCAGGAAAAAUUCUGAAUCUUGGUCAAUAUUUAAACCAAAGUAAAAGGGGAAAAACCAAAGUUACUUGUUUUGCAUGGCUACGCCAUUCUGUAAUCUCUGUAAAUACUGUGAUUUCUUUUCCUUUCAUCUUUAGAAUUUUGUUAAAGAAAUUCUAAAACUUUUAAACACCUGCUUUUCACAAUAAACUAUGAACACUAAAAUGAAAGUACAUCCAUAUAAAUAUUUUUCUUUCUUUUCUGGUGUGGGAGAUCAAAGGUUCAAAGUCUAAUUCCUAAGAUAUAUUUGCAGAAAGAAGCAUUUUGACAAGAGAAACAGACGGUUAUACCACAAUUCUUUCUUGUUUUCCACUUGGAAUGGUUAACCAAGUCCCAGAACAACUGUCAGAAGCGAGGGAGAAUAUGGGAACGUCAGAGGUCUGGAUGGAAAGUGGAAGGUUUGACUGGAAAAAAGAGAUAGCAUUACUACUAUCGACUCAGUGCCUGGAUGAAAAGAAAACUGUGUAAAGGCAGCCUUGUACACAACUACUUUGAGAAGGAAGAUUAUGAACAAUUCUCAACUUCUGAGGCUCCGUCCUCUCUCCAGUUUAAACCUGGCAACAAGAACAUAUUUUGCCAGUUCAAGUUCCCUCCCUUAUCUGUGAUUACAGGAAUUAUAUGUGGAAAUGGAUUAACAUACCCGUCUAUGCCUAAAAGAUAAUAAAACAAAUAUGUCUUCA